AUGACGUCAAAUGAAGACGUUGUCAGUGACGACGAGGUGGCUGCCCUGAUGAUAUACACAAGCAAGAUGAAGCCAGUCCAGAAUUCUCACCUACCAGAACGACAAGCAUCUACAUGGCCGCCACCAUCAUCACUACUAGCACCUCUCAAAACUAUCACCUUCCGCUCCACCACGCCCGUCACAACAUUCGUCGUAACCACUACCACGACACUACAACCAUAUCCGCCACUACAGCUUUCCUACUUUACCUGGUGCCUAGCUACCACCAUUGUGAGAAAGCCAUAUCAGCUUUAUAACGUCAGUAUCACUGCUACACCAGAGCCAUAUCGGCUUUAUUACGUCAGUAUCACUGCUACACCAGAGCCAUAUCAGCUUGAUCACGUCAGUAUCACUGCUACACCAGAGCCAUAUCAGCUUUAUCACGUCAGUAUCACUACUACACCAGAGCCAUAUCAGCUUUAUCACGUCAGUAUCACUGCUACACUAGAGCCAUAUCAGCUUUAUCACGUCAGUAUCACUGCUACACCAGAGCCAUAUCAGCUUGAUCACGUCACUAUCACUACUACACUAGAGCCAUAUCGGCUUGAUCACGUCAGUAUCACUGCUACACUAGAGCCAUAUCAGCUUUAUCACGUCAGUAUCACUACUACACCAGAGCCAUAUCAGCUUGAUCACGUCAGUAUCACUGCUACACCAGAGCCAUAUCAGCUUGAUCACGUCAGUAUCACUGCUACACCAGAGCCAUAUCAGCUUGAUCACGUCAGUAUCACUGCUACACCAGAGCCAUAUCAGCUUUAUCACGUCAGUAUCACUACUACACUAGAGCCAUAUCGGCUUGAUCACGUCAGUAUCACUGCUACACCAGAGCCAUAUCAGCUUGAUCACGUCAGUAUCACUACUACACCAGAGCCAUAUCAGCUUGAUCACGUCAGUAUCACUGCUACACCAGAGCCAUAUCAGCUUGAUCACGUCAGUAUCACUGCUACACCAGAGCCAUAUCAGCUUGAUCACGUCAGUAUCACUGCUACACUAGAGCCAUAUCAGCUUGAUCACGUCAGUAUCACUGCUACACCAGAGCCAUAUCAGCUUGAUCACGUCAGUAUCACUGCUACACCAGAGCCAUAUCAGCUUGAUCACGUCAGUAUCACUGCUACACUAGAGCCAUAUCAGCUUGAUCACGUCAGUAUCACUGCUACACCAGAGCCAUAUCAGCUUGAUCACGUCAGUAUCACUGCUACACCAGAGCCAUAUCAGCUUGAUCACGUCAGUAUCACUGCUACACUAGAGCCAUAUCAGCUUUAUCACGUCAGUAUCACUGCUACACUAGAGCCAUAUCAGCUUGAUCACGUCAGUAUCACUGCUACACCAGAGCCAUAUCAGCUUGAUCACACAUCAUCAGUCACCAUCAGCCAUUAUCGUCAGACAUCAUCAGUCACCAUCAGCCAUUAUCGUCAGACAUCAUCAGUCACCAUCAGCAUUAUCGUUAUCGUCAGACAUCAUCAGUCACCAUCAGCCAUUAUCGCAUUAUCGUCAGACAUCAUCAGUCACCAUCAGUAUCGCCAUUAUCGUCAGACAUCAUCAGUCACCAUCAGCCAUUAUCGUCAGACAUCAUCAGUCACCAUCAGCCAUUAUCCACCAUCAUCAUCAGCAUUAUCGUCAGAUCAUCAGACAUCAUCAUCAGCCAUUAUCGUCAGACAUCAGACAUCAAUCAUCAUCAGUCACCAUCAGCCAUUAUCGUCAGACAUCAUCAGUCACCAUCAGCCAUUAUCGUCAGACAUCAUCAGUCACCAUCAGCCAUUAUCGUCAGACAUCAUCAGUCACCAUCAGCCAUUAUCGUCAGACAUCAUCAGUCAGACAUCAUCAGUCACCAUCACCCAUUAUCGUCAGAUAUCAUCAGUCACCAUCAGCCAUUAUCGUCAGACAUCAUCAGUCACCAUCAGCCAUUAUCACAUCAUCAGUCACCAUCAGCCAUUAUCGUCAGACAUCAUCAGUCACCAUCAGCCAUUAUCGUCAGACAUCAUCAGUCACCAUCAGCCAUCAUCGUCAGACAUCAUCAGUCACCAUCAGCCAUUAUUGUCAGACAUCAUCAGUCACCAUCAGCAUUAUCGUCAGACAUCAUCAGUCACCAUCAGCAUUAUCGUCAGACAUCAUCAGUCACCAUCAGCAUUAUCGUCAGACAUCAUCAGUCACCAUCAGCAUUAUCGUCAGACAUCAUCAGUCACCAUCAGCAUUAUCGUCAGACAUCAUCAGUCACCAUCAGCAUUAUCUGUACAGGGUAGAGGAGAUAAGCUGAUGGGGCCGUGUAGAGAGAAACCGUCCAGUUUGGAGAUUAACCCUCGCCAAUCUGGAAGUCCUACCUCAAGGGUUGUGUACAGUAACCCUCGCCAAUCUGGAAGUCCUACCUCAAGGGUUGUGUACAGUAACCCUCGCCAAUCUGGAAGUCCUACCUCAAGGGUUGUGUACGGUGCAGUAACCCUCGCCAAUCUGGAAGUCCUACCUCAAGGGUUGUGUACGGUGCAUAACCCUCGCCAAUCUGGAAGUCCUACCUCAAGGGUUGUGUACAGUAACCCUCGCCAAUCUGGAAGUCCUACCUCAAGGGUUGUGUACAGUAACCCUCGCCAAUCUGGAAGUCCUACCUCAAGGGUUGUGUACAGUAACCCUCGCCAAUCUGGAAGUCCUACCUCAAGAGUUGUGUACAGUAACCCUCGCCAAUCUGGAAGUCCUACCUCAAGGGUUGCGUACGGUGCAGUAACCCUCGCCAAUCUGGAAGUCCUACCUCAAGGGUUGUGUACAGUAACCCUCGCCAAUCUGGAAGUCCUACCUUCCUGA
Haliotis rubra (blacklip abalone) is the source of this 2829-nucleotide messenger RNA. RefSeq lists its product as uncharacterized. The record is from RefSeq and is a predicted model, not a curated record. Lineage: Eukaryota; Metazoa; Mollusca; Gastropoda; Lepetellida; Haliotidae. The transcript is spliced from 9 exons. Bases 1 to 2829 code for a protein of 942 amino acids.